AUGCCGUUGAAGGGAAAGAAAAAGAAAGGCAGGAGCAAAAGCAGAUACAAAUUCAGAGACAAAGAAAAAGACUCUAAAAAGGCAGUAAAGCCAGAAGAAUCUGUGGUGGACAGAGCCAAGGCCAAUGCAUCCCUUUGGGAGGCCAGGUUGGAAAUCACAGAACUCUCCAGGAUUGAGUAUCGUGAUGCUUCCCGGAGACUGGCACAAAGCAACGAGGAGUUAAAGCAGCAGCAGCGUAAAAUGGAGAAAGACACAAUGUUAGUAUUAAGCCACUUGAAGAAACAGGAACUUGAGAAAGAUACUAUGAUUGAAAAACUGAAACAACAAUUAACCGAAACACAGGAAAAAGCCCAGGAGGAGAAGGAAAAAUUGGAACAAAAGUACACCAUGCAGAUGAGUGAGCUGAAAGAACACUUCCAACAAAAAGCCAAAGAAAUUAGCAUGAUUCAGACAGAACUGAAAUCAAUAAGACAAUUCCAAAAGAGAAAAAUCCAAGUGGAGAAAGAAUUAGAGGAUCUAAAAGAAAAUUUAAGGAGCACAGAGCGGAAACAUCAGGAGACCCUUAGAAGACUGGAAGGAAGGUUUUUUGAAGAAAAGAAUCGGCUAGAACAAGAAGCUGAAAAGAAGAUAGUCAUGUUGGCAGAGAGAGCCCAUCAUGAAGCUGUUAUGCAACUGAAUAAUGCUGGGAGAAAUGUCUUUAAAGAGAAUAUUUAUCUCCAGAAAGCACUCGCACACCAUAUGAAGGAAGCCAAUGAUCUGCAAAAAAAUUCCCAGAGAUUACAAGAAACUAAAAAUUUCCUUUUAUAUCAAAAGGAAAUCAAUGACCUGUUGGUUAAGGAAAAAAUUAUGCAACUUAAGCAGCAGAAAUCACAAAUACAAACUCUCCAGAAAAAAGUAUUAAGAUUGGAGACUGCCCUGAUUUCUAUGACGAAAGAGUUUGAAGCUGAAGUUUUAAGACAGCAGAAACAAGCAAUAAUAGAGAACCAGUCAGGUAAGGUAGAACUUGACAAACUACAGCAUCUUCUUCAGAUGAAGGACAAGGAAAUGAAUCGCGUGAAGAAGUUGGCCAAGAACAUAUUGGAUGAGAGAACAGAGGUAGAAAAAUUCUUUUUGGAUUCUCUACACCAAGUGAAGCAACAGAUCUUGCUCAGCAGAAAACGUUAUAAGCAGAUAGCACAAACUGCCUUCAAUUUAAAAAUGAGGGAAGCAUGUGCAGGAAGGACAGAAUAUCCCAAAAUCCGAACAUUUGAUGGCAGAGAGCACAGCACCAAUAAUGUGAAUGAAGAUCUUAUAGAGGCUGAGAAAUGGACAAAUAUUGAGGGAAAGGUGGAUAUUGGAGACUUGACCUGGGAGCAAAGGGAGAAAGUCUUGAGAUUGUUGUUUGCAAAAAUGAAUGGUUUUGUUCCUAGGAAGGACAGCCAGCGCCUUAGGCUGCCAGUUACAGACCAGAUUGUUCCUGACAAUACAGAAGCAAAGGAAUUUGGGGAUGAAAGUGAGCUUCAAGAUCAAACCUUCAUCACCCAGCAAGUCCCAAUCUCAGGCUCUGCUGGUAAACAGGCACCACUCAGCAUUCAGCAAGGAUCACAGAGCCCUGGCAUGGUCUUAAUGGUUGAAGCAUUAAUUAAUGAUUGCUGA
Elephantulus edwardii (Cape elephant shrew) is the source of this 1635-nucleotide messenger RNA. It is a transcript of the gene BBOF1, whose product is annotated as coiled-coil domain containing 176. The transcript is spliced from 12 exons. The coding region runs from base 1 to 1635 and encodes 544 amino acids. The record is from RefSeq and is a predicted model, not a curated record. NCBI's taxonomy places the organism in Eukaryota, Metazoa, Chordata, Mammalia, Macroscelidea, Macroscelididae.